GUUCACUUGCUGGCUACUACUGCUCCAUCGUUUCCCAAUCACUCUUUUCUCUCUCUAGGCCCCUUUACACUCUAAACCCUAAAUUCUCUCUCUUUUCUCCUCGCUUUUCCUUUUUCGUUCUUUUCACUGCACAAACUUUCUAUUCUUCCAAACAGGAAAAAGAAAAAAAAGCGAGGGAAGAAAAAACUGGGUUUAGCCGCCAUGAAAGAACCAGAAAACGACGACCCAAUUUCCGCUUCGAAGCUUCUUUUGGUUUCUCUUUUGGACCAAAUUCAAAACAUCAGCAAUUUCAAAGGCAAAUGGGGUUUGAUCAAAUCAAAGCUUUUGGGUCUCCAGAGUCAACUCGUUGACCUCUCUGAUUUCCCUUCUUCGUUAUCUAAUCCCCUUGCCGUCGACCUCAUUCAUUCCGUUUUUCUCACCUUGAACGACGCUGUUUCGCUUUCUCGGAAGUGUCAAAACGAUGGUUUGACCGAGGGAAAGUUGAAGACCCAGAGUGACCUCGACGCCGUUUUAGCGAAAUUAAACCGGCAUGUUAUGGAUAGUGAGAUUUUGAUUCGGAGUGGAGUGCUUCAAGACGGUGCCGUAUCGAGUUCUUCUUCGAAGAAAGAAGCAGUACGAGUUGAGUCGAGGAAUUUGAUCACUCGGUUACAAAUUGGGACAAACGAGUCGAAGAACUCAGCCAUGGAUUCUCUUCUGGGUUUGCUUCAAGAAGAUGAUAAAAACGUGAUGAUAGCUGUAGCACAGGGUGUGGUUCCAGUGCUAGUACGGUUACUUGAUUCAAGCUCUUUAGAGAUGAAGGAAAAGACGGUGGCCGCCAUUUCGAGGGUAUCAAUGGUGGAAUCGAGCAAACAUGUGUUAAUCGCUGAAGGGUUAUUGCUUUUGAAUCAUCUCCUUCGAGUUCUUGAAUCAGGAAGUGGUUUCUCAAAGGAAAAAUCCUGUAUAGCUUUACAAGCUUUAACUUUCUCUAAAGAAAAUGCAAGAGCAAUUGGUUCUAGAGGUGGGAUUUCAUCUCUUUUAGAGAUUUGUCAAGUUGGUACACCUGGUUCACAAGCUUUUGCUGCUGGGGUUUUGAAAAACUUGGCUUCUUUUAAUGAAAUUAAAGAGAAUUUCAUUGAAGAAAACGCCAUUUUUGUUUUAAUUGGACUUGUUUCUUCAGGGACUGUUUUAGCACAAGAAAACUCAAUUGGGUGUUUAUGUAACUUGGUUUCUAAUGAUUCUAAGUUAAAGCUUUUGAUUGUUAAGGAAAAUGGGAUUGAUUGUUUGAAGAAUUUCUUGGAUUCAUCUCCAAAUCCAAAAAGUCUUGAAGUUGCUAUUGAAUUCAUUAGGCAUUUAGCUUCUUUUCCCCCUAUUGCAGAAGCUUUAGUUGCUGAUGGUUUCAUUGCCCGUCUUGUAUCUGCUUUGAACUGUGGGGGUUUAAAUGUAAGAAUUGCAGCAGCUAAAGCUGUUUACGAGCUCGGGUUUUCCUUGAAAACAAGGAAAGAAAUGGGUGAAUGUGGAUGCAUUGCACCAUUAAUUAAAAUGCUAGAUGGCAAAGCUGUUGAAGAAAAAGAAGCUGGUGCAAUGGCAUUGUCGAAGCUCGUCUUAUACGUCGGUAACAGAAAGGUUUUCCACAAAGAUGAAAGGGGGAUAGUAAAUGUUGUUCAAUUAUUAGAUCCUUUGAUACAAAAUCUAGAUAAAAAAUACCCUGUUUCGAUCUUGUCCGAGCUCCUACAUUCUAAGAAAUGCAGGAAGCAAAUGAUUGCUGCUGGUGCUUGUGUGCAUUUGCAGAAACUUGUUGAAGUGAACAUUGAUGGAGCUAAGAAGCUUUUGGAGAGUCUUGGUAAGGGUAAGAUUUGGGGUGUUUUUGCCAGGCCAUAGCAAAUGGAAGGGAUUAUCUUCAAAGUGGGGCUCAUUGAACUGUAUGUAUAUCAUAAAUUCAUAGUUGUGUUUUUUUUCCCCUUUUGUUCAUAUUGGUUGUUUAUUUGCUUUAGAGCUGGUCUAUAUGUUUAGUGUAAUUGUUCAUGGAGAAACAACUUUGUUUGUAGUUUGUAGACAAAAUCUUUAGUUUUGGUGACAUAAUUAGUCUGGUUUUCAGUUUUA
Messenger RNA from Gossypium raimondii (Peruvian cotton), 2079 nucleotides. RefSeq lists its product as uncharacterized. The transcript has a single exon. The record is from RefSeq and is a predicted model, not a curated record. Lineage: Eukaryota; Viridiplantae; Streptophyta; Magnoliopsida; Malvales; Malvaceae. Gene Ontology annotation, molecular function: protein binding. The coding region runs from base 202 to 1857 and encodes 551 amino acids.